GACUGGCCACAUAGUGUGUGAAGAGACAGUGCCUAUCGCCUUCAACAUCUGAAAAGAAAAUACCGACUAGCGGCACGGGAAUCAAAGUCAACUACAUCAAUAAUUUAAUCACUGCCAAAAAUGAGUUUCCCCAAUAAAGAGGAACGCGCCAAGUGUUGGGCCAUGCGUGACGAAUACUGGAAGUGUCUGGACGAGAAUGCGCCCAAGCACAGCUCAACAAGCGGUGAAAAGGUGCCAAGUGCCUGCCAGAAAAUGCGUAAAGCAUUCGAGCAAGGCUGUCCCGGUCAAUGGGUGAAACACUUUGACCGUAAACGCACAUAUGAACAGUUUAAGGAGAAAAUGGCAUCCGGAUACGAUCCACUGGUAGAGGAACGCGCCAAGGAGAUCCCUACUAAAUGAAAACGGCCAGUGAAGCAAUGUGACAUUCAUUUCAUUGUUACGAUAAAUAUCCCCCUUUUUUUUUUUGUAUUGUUAUAUUAUAGUGUAAAUAAACCAUAAGCAUUAGCAUUA
Drosophila arizonae is the source of this 510-nucleotide messenger RNA. Its product is annotated as cytochrome c oxidase assembly factor 6 homolog. The record is from RefSeq and is a predicted model, not a curated record. Lineage: Eukaryota; Metazoa; Arthropoda; Insecta; Diptera; Drosophilidae. Gene Ontology annotation, cellular component: mitochondrion. Gene Ontology annotation, biological process: mitochondrial ATP synthesis coupled electron transport; respiratory chain complex IV assembly.